CUUAAUUUGCUUCUAAGAAUAAACAACUAUGCUUUUUCAAAAAAAAAAAACAAAAAACAAAACAUUAUGGAGGAGAACUAGCAUAAUGUGGAGGGGGCAAAAAUAAUUUUAAGCUUUGCUUAAGAAAUAGGCAAUUUAGUAUAUAAAUGGAAAAAAGUAAAAUAAAUUAGUUUGUAUCCCAUACCAAUCAAGCCUUUUGAUUUUGGUAGCAAGUGAUUAUUUUUAUGAAAAUUUAUAUAGACAUGUUGUACUAUCCAAUGUUAUUUUUUGUUCAUUUGAUGAUUAAAUGAACAAUAAUCUCCUUUAAUCUUCAAGUUGAGCAAUCCGAAUGUGUAUAACAACCUUUAUUGUUUAAUAGUGGUUUUUAGAUACAGGUCAAUCAUAGGUUUAAUUAGCAUUGGUCUGGGUUAAGGUUGUAUUUUUAUUGAUUUACAACGAGUAAAAGUCAAUUUUGAUUUAAGUUAGUUUGAAAAGGCUCAAUUUUUUUUGGAUAUACUUGGAAUGGAUUUUGGUUGGUUUCAGGCCAAUUUCUCAUGUCAUACUACUUUUUGACAACUCUUAUCUAUAUAUCAGAUGUUAUUGCUGAGCAAGAGUUGACUGGGAUAUGGAGAGGUAGGGGGAGGUCAAGAGGUAGAGGGAGGGGAACAGGGAGAGGGAGAGGUUGGAGAGCAUGCUGAUAAUGUAGGGAUGCCAAGAGGGAGAGGGAGGGGAACUGGAAGAGGUAGAGGGAGAGGGAAUGCUUUAGAAAACUGGUUUAGUAUUUCCCCAACCCCAUGGCAGCCUGAUGAGCCUAUUUCUGUACAAAUUCUUACCUCUAAGCUUGAAUCUUACGACCAACCUCAAUUUAGCAACCAACAAACUCAACCUCAACCAUCAACCCAGUCUGUUGUACCUCCUAUGGUAAAUGUUGGGGAGCAUGGAGUUGGGUAGACAUCAAAUUCAUCAAAAUCUGACAUGGGGUCAGUCUUCUUUAAGAGGCAAAGAGUGCCUAGGACUACAGCAAAGAGGAAAGGCAUUGUAAUAAGUUCGAGUACAAGUGGAGGUGACAGUGACCAGCAUAUUCAAUCUGGGGUAGGAAGUAGGGCCUUAAGUGUGUCAGUUGGAUUAAAUGGGAGUGAGAGCUUGUCUGUACAUGAUGAGCAGGAUGCUGAUGAAGCUAAUGAGCAAGAAGAUAGGGCCUAUGAGCCAUAUGACAGUGAUGAUGAUACAGUUGAGAGUGUGGACAUAGAAGAGCAAUUAUCUGAAGAUGAAUAUGGUCCAAAGAUUGAAGAUUCAUGGGAUCCUUUUGAGGAACAUAUCUUUGAGUGUGACAAAGAUGAGGAAAACUACUUAGCAAAGUUGUACAAUAAUGCAGAAGUCUUCAAAGAUGAAGGUUUUGGGAGAAUUGUUCUGAAAGAGUGGCAACUCUUCACUGACAAACAGCAUCUAAGAGAUGUUGUUAGAGACUACUGCAUUCAAUGUGGUUUUGCAGUUAUUGUGGAUUAUGCCAACAACACUAGGUACACUGUGAGGUGAUCAGAUGCUCAUUAUGAAUGGAGAUUGCAUGGAUCAGUUCUGCCUAAUGGUAUUACUUGGGCAAUCAAGCUAAUUUAGAACUCUGAAACACAUGUAAGGAUUAGGCUCCAGGAACAACAUGGUGAAUGUGAAGUGGGAAAAAAGGGUUCUUCUUGAUGAUAUUAGGGCACACAAUGACAUUCCUGCUAAGUCAUUGAAUCAAUUGUUAUGGCAAAGAUAUGGGGUGGAAAUGGCACUGUCUACCUUGUAGGGUAAGAACUAAGGCUUUGAAUGAAAUUCAUGGGGGUCAUGAUGAGUCAUACACCCUGUUUCCUAGGUACUGUGAUGUACUUAAAAGCUUGAACUCAGACUCAAUAGCUCACCCUGUUUAGAAUCCUCCAAAUCACCCAGAGAGCCCUUUAGCAUUUAGUAGUAUCUUUAUUUGCUUCAAAGUUGUUCUAGAUGGGUUAAUUAAUGGUUGCAGAAGCCUAUUAGGUGUUGAUGGAGCCCGCCUUAAAGGGAAUUAUGGGGGUUGUUUACUGUCAGCUGUUGCAUUGGAUGCCAAUAAUGAAAUUUUUCCAGUGGCCUGGGCUAUUGUUAGAGGGGAGAACAGUGAGACCUGGAAAUUCUUUAUCUGGCACUUGAAGAAUGCAUUAAAAGACAGUAGCAGAGGUGAUGAGUGGUGUAUCAUGUCUGAUAGACAAAAGGGCAUAGAUGUGGCAAUCACUGAGUUGUCACCUAAAGUGUGAAGGAGAUAUUGCUGCAAGCAUCUUGUGAAGAACUUUAAACCUCAGUUCCCAGGUGACAGGGUAAAGUCGUAUCCCCUAAUCAAAAGUAAUUCCUAAA
Molecule: messenger RNA, 2340 nt
Organism: Chenopodium quinoa (quinoa)
Lineage: Eukaryota; Viridiplantae; Streptophyta; Magnoliopsida; Caryophyllales; Amaranthaceae
Exons: 2
Coding region: 955-1515 (186 amino acids)
Source: RefSeq, a predicted model, not a curated record